This is a messenger RNA of Dromiciops gliroides (monito del monte), 2242 nucleotides long. It is a transcript of the gene CCT2, whose product is annotated as chaperonin containing TCP1 subunit 2. The record is from RefSeq and is a predicted model, not a curated record. Bases 152 to 1759 code for a protein of 535 amino acids. Gene Ontology annotation, molecular function: ATP hydrolysis activity; ATP binding; ATP-dependent protein folding chaperone. Gene Ontology annotation, biological process: protein folding. NCBI's taxonomy places the organism in Eukaryota, Metazoa, Chordata, Mammalia, Microbiotheria, Microbiotheriidae. Gene Ontology annotation, cellular component: cytosol; chaperonin-containing T-complex. The transcript is spliced from 16 exons.
GCCGCCGGCACGGAGUGGAGUGCGCGCAAGCUGCCCCUCCUUUUCCGGCGGCUUCCGGUACGUCACGUCCGCCUCGUCCUCCCGUCCCAAAGACCUGACUCGGGUGGAUUGUAAGCGGGUUUGCGGAGUGGUCGCCGAAGACUUCGGAAUCAUGGCUUCCCUUUCGCUUGCACCUGUUAACAUCUUCAAGGCUGGUGCUGAUGAAGAAAGGGCUGAAACAGCCCGUUUGUCUUCUUUUAUCGGUGCCAUCGCCAUCGGAGACUUAGUAAAGAGCACUUUAGGACCCAAGGGCAUGGACAAGAUUCUUCUAAGCAGUGGAAGAGAUGCUUCUCUUAUGGUAACCAAUGAUGGUGCAACCAUUUUGAAAGCUAUUGGUGUUGACAACCCAGCAGCCAAAGUUUUAGUUGAUAUGUCAAGGGUUCAAGAUGAUGAAGUUGGUGAUGGUACUACCUCUGUAACUGUGUUAGCAGCCGAGUUGUUGAGGGAAGCAGAGUCUUUGGUUGCAAAAAAAAUUCACCCUCAAACCAUCAUUGCUGGUUGGAGAGAAGCUACAAAGGCAGCAAGAGAGGCUUUGUUGUUAUCUACAGUUGAUCAUGGUUAUGAUGAAGCUGCAUUCCGUGAAGAUUUAAUAAACAUUGCUGGAACCACCUUGUCUUCAAAACUCCUAACUCAUCACAAAGACCACUUUACUAAGUUAGCUGUAGAAGCUGUUCUUAGACUGAAAGGCUCCGGCAAUCUGGAAGCUAUACAUAUCAUUAAGAAACUGGGAGGAAGUCUGGCAGAUUCCUAUUUAGAUGAAGGUUUUUUGUUGGAUAAGAAAAUUGGAGUAAAUCAACCAAAGCGAAUUGAAAAUGCAAAAAUUCUCAUUGCAAAUACUGGAAUGGAUACAGACAAAAUAAAAAUAUUUGGUUCCCGAGUAAGAGUUGACUCUACAGCAAAGGUUGCAGAAAUAGAACAGGCUGAAAAAGAAAAAAUGAAGGAGAAAGUUGACCGCAUCUUGAAGCAUGGUAUCAAUUGCUUUAUUAACAGGCAGCUGAUUUAUAAUUACCCUGAACAGUUAUUUGGUGCUGCUGGUGUCAUGGCCAUCGAACAUGCAGACUUUGCAGGUGUGGAACGCCUAGCCCUUGUUACAGGUGGUGAAAUUGCCUCAACUUUUGAUCAUCCAGAACUGGUAAAGCUAGGAAGUUGCAAACUUAUUGAAGAAGUUAUGAUCGGAGAAGACAAACUCAUCCAUUUUUCUGGAGUAGCACUGGGUGAGGCUUGUACCAUUGUACUGCGUGGUGCCACACAGCAGAUUUUAGAUGAAGCAGAAAGAUCCUUGCAUGAUGCUCUUUGUGUUCUUGCUCAAACGGUGAAAGAUUCUAGAACUGUUUAUGGUGGUGGUUGCUCUGAGAUGCUGAUGGCCCAUGCUGUUACAGAACUUGCCAUCAGAACACCAGGCAAAGAAGCUGUUGCAAUGGAGUCUUUUGCGAAAGCUUUGAGAAUGCUGCCAACCAUUAUAGCUGACAAUGCUGGUUAUGACAGUGCAGAUUUGGUGGCUCAACUCCGUGCUGCCCACAGUGAAGGCCGAAAAACAUAUGGACUUGACAUGAAGGAAGGCACCAUUGGGGAUAUGGCCGCACUUGGGAUAACAGAAAGUUUCCAAGUGAAGAGACAAGUUUUGCUGAGUGCGGCUGAAGCAGCAGAAGUGAUUCUUCGCGUGGAUAACAUCAUUAAGGCAGCACCAAGAAAACGUGUACCAGAUCACCACCCAUGUUAGACAUUCUCAUAUCCCAGAGAACUCUGGGGCCAACUAUUUCAGUAACAAAGUUGUUGGAGAGAAGUGCACCUCUUAAGGAAGACCAAGGAACAGAAACUUAUCUGAGACGAGCAUAUCCAUGAAUUUGGACAUUUAAACUGACUCUUCUAGUUCAACAUGGGUCUAAUUUAUUUGCUGUUUCGUUUUCAGAUAAAACAUAGAGUUGAUUUUUUAAAAGUUCAUUUCCCCUACUGUGCACUGAAAUAAAAUUUCCAAUGUUUACUUUGUUUUUAAUUUGUCUUGUGUUAUCAUAAGUCUUGUGUUAACCCCUAAUGUAAUAAAAUAAUUUCAGAAAAGCGUCUGUAGUUUAGAGUUUAGAUAGGUUAGUGAUAGUCUACCCGCCAGCACGUGUGAGCUAGUUAUUCAGUUCAUUAUUUUGUUAUCAGCUAAAAUUAAAAUAUUCAAUAAAUCAAGUUCCAAUUAUUACUUCAGUGUUGUGGCAAA